GCAUACUUACCACACUUGCCUAUAAAUAUUUUUGCCUUGAACAAAUAGGUGCUUUUUGCAAUUUUGUGAAAAAUAUUAGAUACUACUAAAACUGAUAAAGGGUUAAGUGUUAAAAAGCAAUACAAAUUAUUUAACCAGCAUAAAAACAUAAACACCGCUUCAAGAAGUGAAUGAAGAAAUGCCAACUGGAAUUUUGUAUGUGUGCGUGUAUAGAAAGAAAAGAAAUAAGUUUUCAAAUCAAAAUAAGUGUAGUCGAAAAAUCGGAAAAAAAUUGUUAGUUGGAAGACUUUCUCGCUAACUAAUUAUUAUUAAUGUUGAAGACAUCAUUCUAAAAUCUAGCAAAACUUGUUGCAACCAUUUGACGCACAACGUGCAAUUGAAAGCGAAACAGUGAUUUCAGAGUUUCCUUUAAUUGAUGGAUGAGCGAGAUUCUCGUAAUGAUAAGCGCUGCUUUCUGAACUAAACAGUCAUUAUUAUUUUUCAUAACUUCUGUCAAGCAGGGUGAGUUUCAAAAUUCUAGGUUGCUUUAAUUGUACAUCUGUAUUUCACAUAGUAGUUAAAGAAAUUUUUGAAACUAGGCCAACGUGGAGAGCAGUAGAAAGAUCAUCUUGAAUGAUUUCGAUAUCUCUAGUCGAAACUUUUUUCCAAUUUUAAUAUCAAAAGGUCGCUAUUAUUUAUGGAGCACACAGGAACAACAAAUAUCAAAAGCUGAUCAAUCAACUAGGCAUAUCUUAUCGUCAACAGGUUUAUUCCAUUCCUUUAAACAAAUAAAAAAGAAUAGGAAUAGGAAAUAACAAAAAUGGAUAACAUGUUUCAAAGUUUAUUAAAAUGGCUGCAAACUUUGAAUCUCAGUGCUAGUUAUGCAAAUGCUGAAGACUUAUCUAACGGAGUUGCUCUAGCUCAAGCGCUUAAUUUAUUUGCCCCUGACGUUUUUACAGACUUAUGGUUGUCCAAAAUUAAAACUGAUACAGGAACGAAUUGGCGUUUAAAAAUGAGCAACAUUAAAAAAGUGAUAGAAGGUUUAUAUGAUUAUUAUGGUGACGUUCUGAAUUAUUCCCUAGCAGAAUAUCGGCGACCAGAUGCAAUGCGCAUAGCUGAAAUGUGCGAUAUUAAGGAAUUAGAACGCUUACUCCAGCUAGUGUUGGGUUGUGCAGUAAACUGUUCAUUGAAACAAGAUUAUAUUCGGCAAAUUAUGUGUCUAGAAGAAGACUUACAAGCUAAUAUAAUGCAAGCAUUGCAAGAGUUGGAAUCAACUUGGCAAGGGACAUCAAUGUGCCGUAAUUCCAUAAGCAUAGCUAAUUUUGACUACAAAAUAUUGCAGGAGGAACGCGAUCAAUUGGCGCAAAAAUGCUUUGAAACUGAAAAGAAGAUUGUACUUUUAGAGGAAGAGAAAGGUAAUUUGCGAGCAGAAGUUGCAAAACUACAAGAUGAUUUAAGGCGUCACGAAACCGUUUCAACGAUUGGAGAUGACGGCGUUUCCUUGGGGCCUGUACAAGUUGGAACUGUAAGAUAUAAUGACAUGCGCCGUCAACUAGGUAUUAUAAAAGAAGAAUUGUUGCAAUCCGAGACAAGCCGUGAAGAUUUACGCUUAAAAUGUCAGCAACAAGAAACUGAGUUACAGCUUUUACAGGCCCGUUUGGAAGAACUAAGUAAAACGACCGCCGAACUUGCACUAUUGAAGGACGAAGUUGACUUUUUAAGAGAAGCGAAUGAGAAGCUUAAAAUGUGUGAGGCGCAAAUAAAUGGUUACAAAAAGAAAUUGGAAGAUUAUAAUGACUUGAAAAAACAUUUGAAAUUGUUGGAGGAACGCAGCGCUGAUUAUGUCCAACAAAAUGUUCAAUUUGAAGAAGACGUAAAAAAGUGUGCAGCUAUUAAAGGGCAAGUUGAACUUUACAAGAAAGAGAUUCAGGAGUUGCACGUCAAAUUAGACCAAGAAAUGAGUAAAAAUGUAAAAGUUGAAUUUGAAAAUAAAAAUAUGGAAUGUACAAUAACUGCGCUAGAACGUAGCAAGGAUAAUUUGUUAAAAGAACGCGAUAAUCUACGUGAAAUAAUAGAUGAGCUUAAAUGUGGUCAGUUGUCUACUAAUAUAGACAGUGAAACACUCAAAACUAUGUCGAAAGAACUGCAGCCUACUGAUCUCUUACAAAAAUUGCAAAGAUUGGAAAUAGACAAUAAGAUAUUACGAGAAGGACAAGGUAGUCAUGCAGCUUUGGUGCAACUUUUGAAUGAUGCCAAUAAAAGAAAUGAAAACUUACGGGAACAGCUAAAAUCGGCUAACGAGAGAAAUCUGGCUAUUACACAUUCAUCUUUUAGCGUUGAUGCUAACAGCAAAUGUAAUGAGUUAGCUAAGCAACUUAAACAGCUCAUGGAACUCAAUGAACAAAAAGCCAUUCAUCUCGACGAAGCUUUAAAUCAAAAUGCCGUUCUUCAAACUAAGAUUUCUCAGUUAGAAAAUAGUCUUUCUGGUCGUGAACAAGAACUUGUAAUAUGUGAUACAAAAUUUAGAAAGUGCCUUGAAAAAGCAAAGGAAAUAAUAAAAAAUAUGGAUCCGCGCAGCGUUGCAGAUAUGAACAUUUUAGAACAGACGCAAAAUCUUGACGACUUCCAAAAAGCGAAACCUAGUAUGUUGGAGGAGAAUCUGAUGACAACGGCAUUUUAUAGGAUUUGUGUCAACGCUCAGAAAGAUGCUAUCGAUUCUAAACUAGCCCUUCUAAUGGGACAGCGACAUACGUUUUUAUCGCGGCAAAGGCAGUCGGCACCAAGAAGUGUAAGAGGAAAGUGAAAUUAAUAUACAUACAUAAAUAUUUAUCAAAGUAUUACUUAAAAAAGUAGCAAUUUACUAUUGAAAAUGGCCCCUGUACGGUAGUAAAUAUACACCAAAAAUAUUCGUAUUUCGUUAAAACAUAUUUUUCAGUUGUUAGUAAAUUAGUAAUUUCAAUCAUUAAAUAUAUCCAAGUAUUUAAAUUUCUUUAAUAAAUAAUUUUUUUGCUAUGCUGUAUCUCCCAAGCGUACUUAUUCAAAAGCGAGAAAACGGCAUUGUUAUAGAAAAAAUAGGAGUGGGAUGGGCUCGCGAGACGAAGUGGCUAAAAAUCAUGGCAAAGGCAGUUUUCCGAGUUUCAUCUGCUUUCAAUGCGAGAGGGAAUGCCAAAGUAUUACGAUCAUAUAAUAAUUUUUAAAACAACAAUGAAAACAACGAUGAAAGUAUUGUCGACUAUGCGAUUUUGAAAUUCGUAGUAAAUAAUGGUUCAG
Molecule: messenger RNA, 3249 nt
Organism: Glossina fuscipes
Lineage: Eukaryota; Metazoa; Arthropoda; Insecta; Diptera; Glossinidae
Gene: hook
Product: protein hook
Exons: 13
Coding region: 800-2782 (660 amino acids)
Biological process (GO): cytoskeleton-dependent intracellular transport; cytoplasmic microtubule organization
Cellular component (GO): centrosome; cytoplasm
Molecular function (GO): dynein light intermediate chain binding; microtubule binding
Source: RefSeq, a predicted model, not a curated record